UCUCAAACUACCAGAGCACGAGGAGCGGUGCUUUGAUGAAAACAACGGUCUCGAAUUAAUUCUGUAUAACACAACAGCUACGGCAACGUCAAGCUGUUUGGAAACGUACAUGACCACUCAGAUAAUUUCGGAAUGGCAAACAAAGAAAAUUUUGGAGGAGUAUGUUAUUAAACCUGAGCUGCUAGAUCCGGGACUUACAACAUUUGAUGGUAAGAGGUCGUUCACGUGUCAGUGUUGUCCUAAUUUCAAAGGCCGUUACUGCGAAGAACUGGAUGGUUGCCAUGACAACCCAUGUAAAAAUGGUGGAUCUUGUUUCGACGUAACAGACGGGAUUAGAAACGCUGGCUACCGUUGCUUAUGUUCUCACGGGUUUCGGGGUUCCAAAAGUGACUUUGUGGUUAACAAAAGUCGAUGUGAUGAACAGCCAUGUUUUAAUAACGCCACCUGCUGGGGAAAUGAAACAAACUACUGGUGUGACUGUCCAAAAGGGUUCGCUGGUCAGAACUGUGAGACGAAUAUUAACGAGUGUCUGUCCGGCCCUUGUGUCCACGGGGUAUGUGAAGAUGGUAAAGGAGUAUUCACGUGUUAUUGUCUACCGGGUUUUGGAGGUGAUCACUGUGAGUUCGAGUACGACGAGUGCGAUUCUAACCCUUGUGUCAACGGAGGAGCAUGCGAAGACCUGGUAGCGAGUUACAAAUGUCACUGUGGUCCAGGCUACAAAGGCAAACGAUGUCAGAUUAAAGUAAACCUUUGUAGCCCUAACCCUUGUCCUAGUCCAGCACAGUGCGUGGACAGAGGCAACAAUUACAGUUGUAUCUGUCAUUCAGGCUAUAAUGGAGCAGGCUGCACUCAGCAUUACAACCCUUGUUUCCCAAAUCCCUGUCAGAACAGCGGCAGCUGCUGGCCUAGUCUCGACACAUUCUUCUGUUCCUGUCGGCCUGGCUACACUGGUGACCUCUGUGAAGUGGAAAUGCUGUAUCAUUCUAAAUCACUGGCACACACACUUAAAAACACUGGCGGAUUUAGGGAAGACGACAACAUGCUGGAGCUAGUGAACACUCCACUGGACCACUUCCACAAUAUCUAUAUCGCCGCAGCCACUUUGGCUGGAGCCUGCUUGAUCGUGGCGUUCGUGGUCACCGUAUGUCACUGUCGUGUCCAUAAGACCUACAAAAGGCUGUUCACUGGUAGUUUCCAUGGAGACACGCCCUCUGACGCCAAGAAUCUGAGACGUGAAGAUCCAGACAGAUUUGUACUGAGUCUGCGUGGGAGCGUUUCUAGCUUUCACCCUUUUCCUGAUGGCGUCUACGAGGACACAACCAUUGACCUUUCAGAAAAUCUCGAUCGGCCACUCAUUGACUCAUAGAAAUUUCAUUGGACCUUUCUUUCCGUCUCAUUUUUCGUCCGUGAUCCUGUGAUUACGUCACCUCCAGCGUCACCAAUAACGAUGUUUUAUUGUACAACCUAGAUAACGAAUAUACAUAUUUUACAAGUCUGUUCUUUAAUUAUCUUCAUCAAAAACACUAAUCGAGUUUAUUUUCAAUCCAAUGAUAAAAAUGAAUUAGGCCAUACUUUUUACUUCUUUCCUGCGGAACAUAACUUUUAAUUUGUUAUUUCGUUACUGGGGCGUUGACCAGUCAGAGCUCAUCAGAACCAUAAGGCUUUGCACGUUUGUUAUUCCUGUAAAUGAAUUAUUGAAGUAAUCGUCAUUCUUUUUUCUUUUUUUUUACUCCAGCACUGGAGUAAACAGUCCAAGAAACGUAUGCAGAAAUUGUAGUUUGUGCUUGGAUGUAAUGUCACUAUCAUGGUUAACAACCAAUUUGUAAUCAAACAAAACGGGAGCAUAUAACGAUUUGAAUAUUGAUUAAAAAACACUUAAAAUAUAAUUAGAUUUUUUCUGUCAUGAGCCUUCAAUGGAGAUUGAAAUUAAUGAAAUUCAUUAGGUUCUGUACUGUCAAAAAUAUAUUUGGUACAAUUUAUUUAUAUUUUUGUAUAUAAAAGAAGAAAUUCGAACAGUAUUCGACUUAAUUGGGUUAAUUCAACGUUAAAUUGUUAAAUAUGUCUUUCAUUCUACUGACCUAGAACUUCUAAUCAAUGAACUAAGUAAGAUAAGAAGACUGACAUUCAUUUAUUUAAAUAUCACGACCGAAAAAAAAUCAUUUACAGUAAAAGUAUCCAACUGAUGAAUCUCCACACUACAACUAUUAGACGUUUACAGUAAAAGUAUCCAACUGAUGAAUCUCCACACUACAACUAUUAGACGUUUACAGUAAAAGUAUUCAAUUGAUGGAUCUUCAUACUACAACUAUUAGACGUUUACAGUAAAAGUAUCCAACUGAUGAAUCUCCACACUACAACUAUUAGACGUUUACAGUAAAAGUAUCCAACUGAUGAAUCUCCACACUACAACUAUUAGACAUUUACAGUAAAAGUAUCUAAUUGAUGAAUCUCCACACUACAACUAUUAGACAUUUACAGUAAAA
Messenger RNA from Limulus polyphemus (Atlantic horseshoe crab), 2483 nucleotides. Its product is annotated as fibropellin-1-like. The annotation marks the transcript as partial. The record is from RefSeq and is a predicted model, not a curated record. The transcript is spliced from 8 exons. Lineage: Eukaryota; Metazoa; Arthropoda; Merostomata; Xiphosura; Limulidae. Gene Ontology annotation, molecular function: calcium ion binding.